CUUAAAAGCCGCUGGGAACCUGCAUUUUAUUCCAGCCAACCAAUUAGAUUACAGGUUCCGGGAACAUGACCUAUUGAGCCUGAUUUGUAGGGCAUCAAAUACCCCACUCCUCACUGAUUCAGACUCUGUGCUCCGAUUUCGUUCCUUUCUCCGGUCUAACUCUCCCCAUCUCUGCGAAAACCUCCUAUUUAAGUCAAUUCUGCACAGUGUUAGACGUAUUAUAUUGCCUACACCGGUUUGUUUUCGCUUUAUACUGGCAUACAAUAAUCAACCCGCCCGCCAUACUUUUCCUUCCCUCUCUCAAUUGUUCCAGCAACUACCCCGCGCAGUGAUCGUCAUCAAAGAUGGAUCUCGUUAAUCACCUUGAAGGAAGACUCCUUUUCGCCGUCCCUAAAAAGGGUCGGCUCCAACAGGCGACCUUGGACCUUUUGGCCGGUGUUGACAUUCAAUUCCGUCGCGAGACCCGCCUCGACAUCGCCCUGGUGAAGAACCUCCCCAUCGCGCUUAUCUUCCUCCCUGCCGCAGAUAUCCCCACUUUUGUCGGCGAGGGUCGCGUCGACCUUGGUAUCACCGGUCGCGAUCAGGUCGCUGAGCACGAUGCGCAGCUGCCCAACGGCGAGACCUCCGACGUGGAGGAGAUCAUGGAUCUUGGCUUCGGAGCCUGCAAGUUGCAGGUGCAGGUGCCGGAGAAGGGCAAUGUCACUGAGGCGAAGCAAUUGAUUGGCCGCAAUGUUGUCACCAGCUUCACGGGCCUCACCGAGGCGUUCUUCGCCAAGCUUGAAGGUGUCGAUGAUACCAACAAGCUCAGCACUAAGAUCAAGUACGUUGGUGGUAGCGUUGAGGCUGCUUGCGCUUUGGGUGUUGCCGAUGGCAUUGUCGACCUUGUCGAAUCUGGUGAAACUAUGAAGGCCGCUGGUCUCAAGGCCAUCGAUACCGUUGUCGAGAGUACCUCUGUUCUCGUGAAGUCCAAGAAAACCCAGAACCCUCUCGUGGAACUUAUCACCUCCCGUAUCCGUGGUGUCAUCACCGCCCAGAAAUACGUCUUGUGCCAAUACAACAUCCCUCGUAGCGAACUCCACACUGCCGCCAGCAUCACCCCUGGCAAGCGCGCCCCCACCGUGACCGCCCUCGAGGAAGACGGCUGGGUCGCCAUCAGCUCGAUGGUCGAGAAGAAGAAAAUCGCCACUGUGAUGGACGAGUUGACCAAGGUCGGUGCGACAGACAUCCUAGUCCUGAACAUUGCCAACUCGCGGACGGGUUAGACCGUGUCUUCUGUUUUUAUUUCUAUUCUAUCAUGCCUUGUUUAGCUCAUGUUUUGUUUUUCUGGCAUAAAGGCGUGUUUUACAUUUUACCAUUUUGGUUCUUUCUGGGGGUUCUUGUUUGUUUAUUU
Aspergillus alliaceus is the source of this 1390-nucleotide messenger RNA. RefSeq names its product ATP phosphoribosyltransferase. Gene Ontology annotation, molecular function: ATP phosphoribosyltransferase activity; magnesium ion binding. Lineage: Eukaryota; Fungi; Ascomycota; Eurotiomycetes; Eurotiales; Aspergillaceae. Gene Ontology annotation, biological process: L-histidine biosynthetic process. The coding region runs from base 345 to 1262 and encodes 305 amino acids. The record is from RefSeq and is a predicted model, not a curated record. The transcript has 5 exons. Gene Ontology annotation, cellular component: cytoplasm.